Molecule: messenger RNA, 4896 nt
Organism: Homo sapiens (human)
Lineage: Eukaryota; Metazoa; Chordata; Mammalia; Primates; Hominidae
Gene: MOB1A
Product: MOB kinase activator 1A
Exons: 6
Coding region: 206-856 (216 amino acids)
Source: RefSeq, marked reviewed
AUUUCGGGUCUGCGAGGUGGGGUAGGCGGGCAAGGCGGGCGCCGAGGUUUGCAAAGGCUCGCAGCGGCCAGAAACCCGGCUCCGAGCGGCGGCGGCCCGGCUUCCGCUGCCCGUGAGCUAAGGACGGUCCGCUCCCUCUAGCCAGCUCCGAAUCCUGAUCCAGGCGGGGGCCAGGGGCCCCUCGCCUCCCCUCUGAGGACCGAAGAUGAGCUUCCUCUUCAGCAGCCGCUCUUCUAAAACAUUCAAACCAAAGAAGAAUAUCCCUGAAGGAUCUCAUCAGUAUGAACUCUUAAAACAUGCAGAAGCAACUCUAGGAAGUGGGAAUCUGAGACAAGCUGUUAUGUUGCCUGAGGGAGAGGAUCUCAAUGAAUGGAUUGCUGUGAACACUGUGGAUUUCUUUAACCAGAUCAACAUGUUAUAUGGAACUAUUACAGAAUUCUGCACUGAAGCAAGCUGUCCAGUCAUGUCUGCAGGUCCGAGAUAUGAAUAUCACUGGGCAGAUGGUACUAAUAUUAAAAAGCCAAUCAAAUGUUCUGCACCAAAAUACAUUGACUAUUUGAUGACUUGGGUUCAAGAUCAGCUUGAUGAUGAAACUCUUUUUCCUUCUAAGAUUGGUGUCCCAUUUCCCAAAAACUUUAUGUCUGUGGCAAAGACUAUUCUAAAGCGUCUGUUCAGGGUUUAUGCCCAUAUUUAUCACCAGCACUUUGAUUCUGUGAUGCAGCUGCAAGAGGAGGCCCACCUCAACACCUCCUUUAAGCACUUUAUUUUCUUUGUUCAGGAGUUUAAUCUGAUUGAUAGGCGUGAGCUGGCACCUCUUCAAGAAUUAAUAGAGAAACUUGGAUCAAAAGACAGAUAAAUGUUUCUUCUAGAACACAGUUACCCCCUUGCUUCAUCUAUUGCUAGAACUAUCUCAUUGCUAUCUGUUAUAGACUAGUGAUACAAACUUUAAGAAAACAGGAUAAAAAGAUACCCAUUGCCUGUGUCUACUGAUAAAAUUAUCCCAAAGGUAGGUUGGUGUGAUAGUUUCCGAGUAAGACCUUAAGGACACAGCCAAAUCUUAAGUACUGUGUGACCACUCUUGUUGUUAUCACAUAGUCAUACUUGGUUGUAAUAUGUGAUGGUUAACCUGUAGCUUAUAAAUUUACUUAUUAUUCUUUUACUCAUUUACUCAGUCAUUUCUUUACAAGAAAAUGAUUGAAUCUGUUUUAGGUGACAGCACAAUGGACAUUAAGAAUUUCCAUCAAUAAUUUAUGAAUAAGUUUCCAGAACAAAUUUCCUAAUAACACAAUCAGAUUGGUUUUAUUCUUUUAUUUUACGAAUAAAAAAUGUAUUUUUCAGUAUCCUUGAGAUUUAGAACAUCUGUGUCACUUCAGAUAACAUUUUAGUUUCAAGUUUGUAUGGUAGUGUUUUUAUAGAUAAGAUACGUCUAUUUUUUCAAAAUUCAUGAUUGCAGUUUAAAUCAUCAUAUGACGUGUGGGUGGGAGCAACCAAAGUUAUUUUUACAGGGACUUUAUUUUUUGAUCUUUAUUUGAGAUUGUUUUCAUAUCUAUCUAAAUUAUUAGGAGUGUGUGUAUCAGAAGUAAUUUUUUAAUGUCUUCUAAGGAUGGUCUUCCAGGCUUUUAAACUGAAAAGCUUAAUUCAGAUAGUAGCUUUUGGCUGAGAAAAGGAAUCCAAAAUAUUAAUAAAUUUAGAUCUCAAAACCACUAUUUUUAUUAUUUCAUUAUUUUUCAGAGGCCUUAAAAUUCUGGAUAAGAGAAUGGAGGAAAAUACUCAGAGUACUUGAUUAUUUUAUUUCCUUUUAUUAAAAAAUUACUUCUAUGUUUUUAUUGUCUCUUGAGCCUUAGUUAAGAGUAGUGUAGAAAUGCAUGAACUUCAUCCUAAUAAGGAUAAAACUUAAGGAAAACCACAAUAAACCAUGAAGGUGUACACAUCUUAUAACACAGAUAAAGUUUUGGUGUGCUACCUAUUCUUGAGAGAGUGAGUGAGUGUAUGUGUUUAAAGGAAACAAAAUGGGAGAAAUAAGUUUUAAAAAAAUCCUCAUUUUGUUAAUAUUCAAAAGAUGGACUGAGCUUCCACUUGGGUUUUAUCUUGUUUUAAUUGUUUUUGUAUCAAAACUUGAAAUUCCUCUAUUUCUAUUGGGAUAUAAAAGCCUUCCCCUUCAGUGAAGAAAACAUUUAUUUUUUAUUUGAUUCCUAGGAUUUAGUAAACUCUAGCUGUCUAUUUAAAAUGUACUGAGGCACAACAAGUAUUAUACUGGAAGACUUGCCAAACUGGCAAAGCUUUAAGUUCAUCAGCAUUCUAUGUGGUUCAGAGCUGUGAUUUUUGCAAAGUAUUUUACCAACCUCCUCGAUGGCUUUGAUAAAGGUUAGAUUUGAUGUUUUUUUUUAGAUUUAUUUUUCUUACUCCACUAAACUAUAAAGAAAAUAAUUACUUAGAAACUCCAUUUUAAAUAAUCAUUUCCUAGAAAUUCUUAAAUAUAUACAGAAUUUUAAAGAAAACAUUUCAUCUGAUUUAGUUAGCAUCCACAUAUCAUUGAGGAAUUAAAGUGUGGGACAGUCAUUAUUAAAAAAAAGAGAGAAAAGCCCUCUAUUAGACAUUCCACAAUCCAUGUUUUAAGCUUAUCCAAAGGUCCAAAUGUCAGCCAUUCUGUAUGUUCAUGUUGAUCAUUUGCGAACAAGAAAGCAGGUUUCUAGGUAUCACUUAGGAUGUGAACUGCCUCUCAACUUUAAACCCUGUUAGCUUUACUUUUUUAAGUCCACAAGUGAUGAAACUAGUUUCUCAGCUAGGCUUGUACUUUCCUCAUUAUUUCUAGUAUUUCAAAUAUUCUCAAACAAAAGAGUUACCACUUUUCUCCAUUUAUUUUCAGUUAUGGAAAUGUUCCCUCUCUUCACCACUAAGCUCCAAAGCAAAUGAAAGACGAUCACAUGUCAGGACAGUAGUAAAGGCAGCUUAUAAAUGGGACAUAAAUCAGAGAUGUGUUGGUAUUUUGAGACUCAAGACUGUCCUUUUUUAAAAUAAAAAUAAAAACAUUACCAGGUUCCCAAGCCAAUCUGGCUUAACCAACAGUGCACUGAAAUAUUAGUGUUUACCUCCAAGGCUAGGGAGCCAAGGGGAGGAGGAGAAUUGGAGGAAGGGGAGAUAAUGGGAAGAGGAUGGCGCCUUCCUGAGUUGGCUAGAGGGCCAACCUUUGAUAACAGUUUGACGAAAUCAAUCUUUUUUUUUUUUUUUUUUGAGACAGAGUCUCACUCUGUCACCCAGGCUGGAGUACAGUGGUGGGAUCUCGGCUCACUGCAAGCUCUGCCUCCCAGGUUCAUGCCAUUCUCCUGCCCCAGCCUCUCCUGAGUAGCUGGAACUACAGGUGCCCGCCACCACGCCCAGCUAAUUUUUUCUAUUUUUAGUCAUGCCUGGCUAAUUUUUUGUAUUUUUAGUAGAGAUGGGGUUUCACCGUGUUAGCCAGGAUGGUCUCCAUCUCCUUACCUCGCAAUCCGCCCGCCUCAGCCUCCCAAAGUGUUGGGAUUACAGGCAUGAGCCACCGUGCCCGGCCUAUAGAAAUCAAUCUUUUUGACUCUUCUCACUUUUAUCUCCCCAUGCCCAAGGUUUGCCUGUUCCAUAACACUCACUCCCUUCCCCCUUGCUAAUCAGAAGCCAUCUCCUCUCAGUGUCUGAUCUCUGCUCUUCAUACAUGAUUACAGUCAUGGGGUAGAGAGUGCUUGCUAAAUUAUGCAGUUAAUCCUAUGGUGCUUUAAUUUUCAGGCCUUCAAAAAACACUUGUACAGUGAUGUGCAGAUUUUUAAACAGUUGAACUUCCUUGUACUACAGUUUUUGUAUUGACAGCCAAAUUUGUCUUUCAUUCUUCAGAUUGUGAAUAAAGUGAUUUUUACAGGGCUUCCAGCAAAGUUUUUCCUUUCAUCUAAGGCUUGUAGAACCCUAGCUUAUAUAGCUGCUUACAUGAGAAAUGCAAAAUCUGUAUUCACCAUGACUUUAGUAACAAAGGUAAAGUUUUUUAGUAGUGCCAAGGCAAGAGGAACAAUCUUGGUGGUAGUACUAAGUUUUGUCAAUAUUGUGGUUUCCUGAUUGUAUUGUUGGCUUUCUCUCUGAGCAUUGAGGUAUACUAGAAGUAGAGCUUCUCAAACAUAAUAUCAUUACCUCAUAAGCAUUAACAAAUCAGGCCCAAAGAGCGUAAGUCCUAGAAAUUUGUUUUAAAGCAGCCCUAGUCAUGGUGCUGGUGCUACCGCCUUGUUUUAGGAGCCUGCCUCCUGUCAGUAUGAAACCCUCACCUGAAAAAUGCCAGCCUGGACACCAAACACUGAGCCCCUUCAACAGGCACAUUAUUUCCCCCUGAGAUCCAUAAGGGAAUUUAGUUUCUACUAUUGUAGAGUUCUGAAAAGAGGUAAAAUAGUAGUCCUUUGGUCAUCCUAUUUUUGCUUUCAAUUUUGAUAUUUCAGACUGUAAAAGGCCUUGGGGGAUGAUAGUACAUGUGGUAGCAGUAAUUUUUUUGAAGCAACUGCACUGACAUUCAUUUGAGUUUUCUCUCAUUAUCAGAUUCUGUUCCAAACAAGUAUUCUGUAGAUCCAAAUGGAUUACCAGUGUGCUACAGACUUCUUAUUAUAGAACAGCAUUCUAUUCUACAUCAAAAAUAGUUUGUGUAAGUUAGUUUUGGUUACCAUCUAAAAUAUUUUUAAAUGUUCUUUACAUAAAAAUUUAUGUUGUGUUUUAAAAUCCUUAGGGGCUUUAUCUAUUUUUCUAAGUCAGUUAACUGUACUUCUAAAAAAAGUAUUUUGUAUCUACUUUUGUAACUUCGUCAGAAUAAAAUAUAUUGAAAGCAAGAAAUGACUGAUUAAAGUAUGUAUAUCAACACACAUUUCUAUUUAAAUAUAGAAACUUGAGAGUUUUGCA